AUGCAAGGGGCACACAUCAGGUCCGAGGGCGCCACAGACCACGAGGCAGGGGGAAAUACACAACUGCUGGAUAUUCAAAAGGAAUUGGAGGCGCUGCAGCAGCGCCGUGCCGUGCUUGAGGAACAGCGCAAAGUGAUUCUUAGCGGUUGUAAUUCUAUUGCCUCGGCAAGUGCCAUGCAAUGUACAGUGCUCAGCCACGAAGCUCCCAGUGAUGCCGCUGGUUGUACGCGUACACAGCUCACGCGGAACAGUUCUGUACGCCACCCCGGCCCUUCCAGCAUCAACAAUAGCUGCCGUAUUCCUUCGGAGGCGGAGCGACUAAGGUUGUUGAAAAAAAAUGUUUUUAGAGAGAUGAAAGAUUCCAUGCGAAACAGCUGGGAAAGAGACAGCGCACUGGUCAUGGGAAGCUUCCUGCUGGAGGAUAACCCGCAUGCAGGUACCUUUGGGCGUGAGCGGCGUUUUGUUCCUGUUCAGAAUAUUAAGGGCACGUACUAUCUGAGCACCGAUUUGGAGCUGAUGCAGCGUCAGAAGAAUGCAUUUAUGGCCAAUGCCACUGCGUCCGAGCGUGGAAGGCGAGGAAUGAACGUCUCAAACCAUUGGAAUGAUCUCCAUUGCAGCGGUCCACCAGGGCCGGGCGCCUACACGCCACGUUACGGCAAGUUGGCAAAGCCUUCCAUUCUUACACGAAGGUGA
Molecule: messenger RNA, 693 nt
Organism: Trypanosoma rangeli
Lineage: Eukaryota; Euglenozoa; Kinetoplastea; Trypanosomatida; Trypanosomatidae
Exons: 1
Coding region: 1-693 (230 amino acids)
Source: RefSeq, a predicted model, not a curated record